AUGGGCCAAACCAUAAUUCUCUUGUCAUUAUUUCUGUCUAUAGUUUUGAAUGUACAGAUCAGUUUCGCCGUUGCUGAGAGAAAGGUUUAUGUAGUUUACUUGGGAGAGAAGGAACAUAACAAUCCUGAGUCUGUCACUGAAUCUCACCAUCAGAUCUUGUGGUCACUUCUUGGAAGCAAAAAGUCUGUCCAUGAUUCAAUAGUGUACAGUUAUAGACACGGUUUCUCAGGCUUCGCUGCCAAGUUGACAGAGUCACAAGCCCAACAAAUUUCAGAACUGCCUGAAGUAGUACAAGUCAUACCAAAUACAUUAUACGAAAUGACAACAACAAGAACUUGGAAUUACUUGGGCUUAUCUCCAGGAAAUUCAAACGGUCUCCUACAUAAGGCCAACAUGGGAUACCAAGUAAUCGUUGGAGUCAUCGACACAGGAGUAUGGCCAGAGUCUGAAAUGUUUAACGACAAAGGCUAUGGACCUAUACCAAGCCGUUGGAAAGGCGGAUGCGAAUCUGGAGAAUCAUUCAACGCCUCGAUUCAUUGCAACAAAAAGCUGAUAGGAGCCAAAUACUUCGUUGAUGGCCUUGUUGCCGCGGCUGGAGUCGUGAAUAGAACAGAGAACCCUGAGUAUCUUUCCCCGAGAGACUUUAGUGGUCAUGGCACGCAUGUUGCCUCCACCAUUGGUGGUUCUUUUCUUCCUAAUGUAAGCUACUUAGGCCUCGGACAAGGAACUGCAAGAGGAGGUGCUCCAGGUGUUCAUAUAGCUAUUUAUAAGGCAUGCUGGCUUCAGAUAGGGACAUGUACAGGAGCUGAUGUCUUAAAAGCAAUAGAUGAAGCUAUCCAUGAUGGUGUUGAUAUUUUGUCACUCUCUUUGCAAUCUAGUAUUCCUUUAUUUCCAGAAACGGAUAUGAGGGAGUUGACCUCUGUGGGAGCAUUCCAUGCGGUUGCAAAGGGAAUUGCUGUUGUAGCUGCAGCUGGUAAUGCUGGCCCUACGGCUCAGACCAUUUCGAAUGUAGCUCCUUGGAUCUUGACGGUGGCUGCAACCACUCAAGACCGUUCCUUUCCUACAGCCAUAACACUUGGGAACAAUAUAACAAUACUGGGUCAAGCGAUCUUUGGAGGUCCAGAACUCGGUUUCGUUGGUCUUACUUACCCAGAGAGACCACUUUCCGGUGACUGCGAGAAGCUCUCUGCUAAUCCCGACAGUGCAAUGGAAGGCAAAGUUGUGUUGUGUUUCACAGCAAAUAAACCAACAAAUGCUGCUAUAACCGCAGUAAUAAAAGCCGGUGGCCUCGGGUUAAUCAUUGCAAGAAAUCCGACCCACUUGCUUAGUCCAACUCGUAACUUUCCAUAUGUUUCCGUAGACUUCGAGCUCGGAACUGACAUUUUAUUUUAUAUACGCUCCACAAGAUUUCCCAUUGUAAAUAUAGACGCUUCAAGAACACUUGUUGCACGAUCCGUGUCGACCAAGGUAGCAACUUUCUCAUCAAGAGGACCCAAUUCAGUUUCUCCUGCAAUUCUUAAGCCGGAUAUAGCAGCACCUGGUGUGAACAUACUAGCAGCUAUUUCUCCAAAUAGUUCUAUAAACGACGGAGGAUUUGCUAUGAUGUCAGGAACAUCAAUGUCUACUCCUGUUGUUUCAGGAGUUGUAGUGCUCCUCAAAUCAUUACACCCUGAUUGGUCUCCUGCUGCUAUUAAAUCAGCUAUUGUCACUACAGCUUGGAAAACAGAUCCAUCAGGAGAGCCAAUUUUCGCAGACGGGUCAAGCCGCAAGCUAGCUGAUCCGUUUGAUUACGGAGGAGGCCUCAUAAAUCCAGAGAAAGCUGUAAAUCCAGGUCUCAUAUACGACAUGACCACAGAUGACUACAUCUUGUACUUGUGCUCUGCUGAAUACAAUGACAUUUCUAUUUCCCGAGUCCUCGGCAAAGCAACAGUUUGUCCUAACCCCAAGCCUUCUGUUCUUGAUCUCAACUUGCCUUCCAUCACAAUCCCAAAUCUUAGAGAAGAAGUCACUUUCAAAAGAACCGUCACUAACGUUGGACCUCUGAAAUCAGUAUACAAGGUUGUAAUUGAUCCUCCAACGGGCGUUACUGUGACUGUAACGCCAACGGAACUAUUGUUCGACUCUACAAAUACAAAGCUAUCUUUCACUGUUCGAGUCUCGACCACACACAAAGUGAACACUGGUUACUACUUUGGAAGUUUGACUUGGACUAACGAUUUGCACAAUGUAGUCAUCCCUGUAUCUGUAAGAACACAGAUCUUACAACGAUACUAUGAUGAAAACUAAGCCGAAAACCAAGUACAAUUGAUAAAUAAUACUACAAUAUUGUUGUGUUGAAGAUUAUGUAAAGAAUACUAUUGAUAAAUAAAUAAUACCAUUGUCUAAGUUUUGUUGUUUUUAAAUCGGUAAA
This is a messenger RNA of Camelina sativa (false flax), 2410 nucleotides long. RefSeq names its product subtilisin-like protease SBT3.10. Gene Ontology annotation, molecular function: serine-type endopeptidase activity. Gene Ontology annotation, biological process: proteolysis. NCBI's taxonomy places the organism in Eukaryota, Viridiplantae, Streptophyta, Magnoliopsida, Brassicales, Brassicaceae. The record is from RefSeq and is a predicted model, not a curated record.